Molecule: messenger RNA, 1890 nt
Organism: Vitis vinifera (wine grape)
Lineage: Eukaryota; Viridiplantae; Streptophyta; Magnoliopsida; Vitales; Vitaceae
Exons: 8
Coding region: 48-1637 (529 amino acids)
Source: RefSeq, a predicted model, not a curated record
UCCACUUCUCUCCGGAUGCGGCAGGCCUCUGACUUUCGCUGGCCAAAAUGCAAACCACCACAGCAGCAUCGACGUCUCCGCCGCCUAACGGCGGCGAAAACUCCGACGGAGCGGCCGAGCACCGGCUCCGGGAGGCCGAGGAAAGGCUCCGGGAGGCCAUAGAGGAGCUGCAGCGGCGCCAGCGCCACGCCCGUGGCUUCCACCACCCGCAAUGCGACCACGCCAAUGAGUCCUGCGUCGCCAACGCCAUCGGCAAUCUCUGCCAGAGCUUCCUCCUCUCCUACGGCGUUAGAGUCGGUAUCGGAAUUCUUCUCCGGGCCUUCAAGCUCGUCCGGAGGCAAUCAUAUUCGUCGCUUCUCGAUCUCAAGCAACUUGUCUCAGAGAAAGAUUUGAUAGUAAGAGAAGAAGCAUGUCGUGUUGGUUUACUUUUUGGUGGUUUUACUGGAUCCUAUCAUGCCCUCCGAUGUUUGUUGAGAAAGUUGAGAAAGAAAGAAACUCCUCUGAAUGCAAUUUUAGCAGGUUCAGUUGCGGGUUUGUCUAUUCUAGCCUUAGAUGAUUCUAGUAGGAGACGUACACUUGCUUUAUAUCUUGCAGCUAGGCUUGCCCAGUGUGCUUACAAUUCUGCAAAGUCUAAGAACAAGUUUCACCUCUGGGGAAGCCAUUGGAGACAUGGAGAUUCCUUACUCUUUGCUUUGGCAUGUGCCCAGGUUAUGUAUGCCUUCAUAAUGCGUCCUGAGACCUUGCCCAAGUCAUAUCAAGAUUUUAUUCAGAAGACUGGGCCAGUUGCACAGCCUGUAUACAAGGCUGUAAUGGAUACCUGUAGAGGUUCUCCAGUGGAUAUUGUGUCACUAUCUGCAUAUUUAUCAAACAGAAGGGAGUCUGACAAUGUUAAAUUGGAAGAGUUUCCGUCCAUCAUUCCUUGUUCCAUUAUUCAUCCUGACACAAACUCGUGUUUAGCUCACAAUGCUAACGCAGCAUCAGCUACAUUCAGGAAAACAUUUCCGCUUUAUUUCUCCUUGACAUUUGUACCAUUUGUUGUUCUGCACUUACAAAAGUUUAUGGAUACCCCUGCUCGUACCUGUUGGCACGCAAUUAAGGGUGCUGUUCGUUCAACAACAUUCUUGUCUGCUUUCGUCGGAAUCUUUCAGGCGGUCAUAUGUUUGCAUAGAAAAGUGGCAUCAAAAGACCACAAGCUUGUGUAUUGGGUUGCGGGUGGAACUUCCGCCCUCUCUGUACUGCUGGAGAAGAAAGCUAGACGGAGUGAACUUGCUUUAUAUGUUCUCCCUCGAGCUGGAGAUUCGCUAUGGUACAUAUUAGUGAAUCGCCAUCUACUUCCAAAUAUCAAGAACGCCGAGGUACCACUAUUCUGUGCGUGUAUGGGAGGAAUCAUGUACUACUUAGAACACGAGCCGGAUACCAUGGCCCCAUUCCUCCGGGGAUUGAUUCGCCGCUUCCUCGCCAGUAGAAUCAGCAACCCAGGCCCACCAUCUAGCCGGACUGCUUCCUACACGUAUCUACAAACUCUUGACGCACUGAAGAAACCGAAACUGCAAGAGGCCCAAGAACCUCCAGCUCAAGCACCAGCACCAGCUUCAGCUUCAGAGAAGUACAACCUUGAAUCCAUACCUGGGCUGUAAGCAAUAUAUAUAAUCUCUCACACCCUAUUUAUCUACCACAGCUCAAAUAUCACCCAUUCCUUUUACAAUUGAUCCCAUUGAAUAAGGUUAUGCUCCGGCACUAGGGGGAUCAUAUUCCUCCAGCUUAUGAUUUUGGAGGAAGCUGAAUCUUUGUUCAACUUGAUUCUGAAUGACUAUUCUACUGAAAUAGACCCCUUUUGAGGGAAACAGAGGUAGAAGGAAUAAGUGGGAAUAACAUAAAAGCUUUUAAUAA